GCCUCCCUGGUCCUAGGUUCCUGCUGGUCUUCUCCUGCCUUGUGCUGUCCGUGUUCUCCACCAUCAAGGAGUACGAGAAAAGCUCGGAGGGUGCCCUCUACAUCCUGGAAAUCGUGACCAUCGUGGUGUUUGGUGUGGAAUACUUUGUGCGGAUCUGGGCCGCGGGCUGCUGCUGCCGGUACCGUGGCUGGAGGGGGCGGCUCAAGUUUGCCCGGAAGCCCUUCUGUGUGAUCGACAUCAUGGUGCUCAUCGCCUCCAUCGCAGUGCUGGCCGCCGGCUCCCAAGGCAACGUCUUCGCCACUUCUGCGCUCCGGAGCCUGCGCUUCCUGCAGAUCCUCAGGAUGAUCCGCAUGGACCGGCGUGGCGGCACCUGGAAGCUCCUGGGUUCUGUGGUUUAUGCCCACAGCAAGGAGCUGGUUACUGCCUGGUACAUCGGCUUCCUCUGCCUCAUCCUGGCCUCGUUUCUGGUGUACUUGGCAGAGAAGGGGGAGAAUGAUCACUUCGACACCUACGCAGAUGCGCUCUGGUGGGGCCUGAUCACCCUGACAACCAUUGGCUACGGGGACAAGUACCCCCAGACCUGGAACGGGAGGCUCCUGGCAGCAACAUUCACCCUCAUUGGUGUCUCCUUCUUUGCUCUUCCUGCUGGCAUUUUGGGGUCUGGCUUUGCCCUGAAAGUUCAGGAGCAGCAUCGGCAGAAACACUUUGAGAAGAGGCGGAACCCUGCUGCAGGCCUUAUCCAGUCCGCCUGGAGGUUCUACGCCACCAACCUGUCGCGCACGGACCUGCACUCGACGUGGCAGUACUACGAGCGCACGGUCACCGUGCCCAUGUACAGCUCGCAAGCUCAAACCUACGGGGCCUCCAGACUGAUCCCGCCGCUCAACCAGCUGGAGCUGCUUCGGAACCUCAAGAGUAAAUCUGGACUCACGUUCAGGAAGGAGCCGCAGCCGGAGCCAUCUCCCAGUCAGAAGGUCAGUUUGAAAGACCGUGUCUUCUCCAGCCCCCGAGGCGUGGCCGCCAAGGGGAAGGGGUCCCCGCAGGCCCAGCCUGUCAGGCGAUCGCCCAGUGCCGACCAGAGCCUGGAGGACAGUCCCAGCAAGGUGCCCAAGAGCUGGAGCUUCGGGGACCGCAGCCGCGCACGGCAGGCCUUCCGGGUCAAGGGGGCCGCGUCUCGGCAGAACUCGGAAGAAGCAAGUCUCCCCGGGGAGGACAUUGUGGAUGACAACAAGAGUUGUCACUGCGAGUUUGUGACGGAAGACCUGACCCCCGGCCUCAAAGUCAGCAUCCGGGCCGUGUGUGUCAUGAGGUUCCUGGUGUCCAAGCGGAAGUUUAAGGAGAGCUUGCGGCCCUAUGACGUGAUGGAUGUGAUCGAGCAGUACUCAGCCGGACACCUAGACAUGCUGUCCCGCAUCAAAAACCUGCAGUCCAGAGUGGACCAGAUCGUGGGGAGGGGCCAGGCAAUGACAGACAAGGACCGCACCAAGGGCUCGGCGGAGGCGGAGCUGCCAGAGGACCCCAGCAUGAUGGGCCGGCUGGGCAAGGUGGAGAAGCAGGUCCUGUCCAUGGAGAAGAAGCUGGACUUCCUGGUCAGCAUCUACACACAGCGCAUGGGGAUCCCGCCCUCAGAGACUGAGGCGUACUUCGGGGCCAAGGAGCCGGAGCCUGCGCCGCCAUACCACAGCCCCGAGGACAGCCGUGAUCACGGGGACCGUGGCGGCUGUAUUGUUAAGCUCAUCCGCUCCACCAGCUCUGUCGGCCACAAGAAUUUCUCAGCUCCCCCAAUUGCACACCCCACCCAGUGCCCUCCCUCCACCUCGUGGCAGCAGCAGGGCCACCAGCGCCAGGGCCACGGUGCCUCGCCCGUGGGGGACCAUGGCCCGCUGGUGCGCAUCCCUCCACCGCCUGUCCACGAGCGCUCGCUGUCUGCCUACAGCGGGGGCAACCGGUCGAGCACGGAGUUUCUGCGGCAGGAGGACGGGCCAGCCAGCAGGCCACACGAGGGCGCGCUGCGGGACAGCGACACGUCUAUCUCCAUCCCAUCCGUGGACCAUGAGGAGCUGGAGCGCUCCUUCAGCGGCUUCAGCAUCUCCCAGUCCAAGGAGAACCUGGACGCUCUCAACAGCUGCUACGCGGCCGUGGCACCCUGUGCUAAAGUCAGACCCUACAUCGCCGAGGGCGAGUCGGACACAGACUCGGACCUCUGCACCCCGUGCGGGCCACCGCCGCGCUCGGCCACGGGCGAGGGCCCCUUUGGCGACGUGGGCUGGGCAGGGCCCCGGAAAUGAAGCCCCUGCCUGCCUCUCCCUGACUCUUGACCUUGAGGUUUCGAGGCGGGACCCUCAGGGCCUGUUUUUGGAGUCACGCUGUGGGUGCCCGUGCAGGGAGCGGUGGCGGGUGGGGGGUCGUCUCCUCAGUGAAGGUUAACAUAAGUCUUUUAACAACGAAGGG
Molecule: messenger RNA, 2451 nt
Organism: Miniopterus natalensis
Lineage: Eukaryota; Metazoa; Chordata; Mammalia; Chiroptera; Miniopteridae
Source: RefSeq, a predicted model, not a curated record